Mauremys reevesii (Reeves's turtle) is the source of this 6282-nucleotide messenger RNA. RefSeq names its product iodothyronine deiodinase 2 (gene DIO2). The record is from RefSeq and is a predicted model, not a curated record. Gene Ontology annotation, molecular function: thyroxine 5'-deiodinase activity. NCBI's taxonomy places the organism in Eukaryota, Metazoa, Chordata, Testudines, Geoemydidae. The transcript has 2 exons.
CUUUGCACCACAGACAGAUAGCGAGAGGAGGGAGACAGGGGCACACAGAGAGAGGGACAGAAAGUUUGUGUACAAAGACCUUAAAAAAAAAAGUAGCGUUGCACCUGGUAACACUGGUGACACAGAAAUGAGAGGUCUGCUUAGUGCUUAAAUAGCUGAGAGACAAUGGGACAGGAGAGGAAAGUGAACGAUCUCUGCUUAAAUUUCAUAACUGCAGGGAAGUAGAAGUACAGCUGCCUCUGUCUUUAACGGAGUCAAAAGGGCUAUUGGAUAAGGGAAACAUUUUAGUAUCUGAAAAAGAAAAAGCAGCUCAGAGUUGAAUGAAUUUCAUGCUGAGUUAUGGUUUUGACCGGCUUGAGUAUAUUUCAUAAUUUCUGCUGCCGUUGAGAGAAAGAGGCGGGAGGUGGAAGGGGCUGAUGAGUUUUUGAAAAAUGCCUUUCGUUUUAUUUUAUCUUAUUUUUUAAAUGAGUGUUCAGGGCAAAAAAGGGAGCUGAAGGGAACGCGCUGGAGAGCAGCAGCAGGGAAGAUGGGUCUGUUAAGCGUGGAUUUGCUGAUCGCGCUUCAGAUCUUGCCGGUUUUUUUCUCCAAUUGCCUCUUUCUUGCACUCUACGACUCUGUGAUCCUCCUGAAGCACAUGGUGCUGCUCCUGAGUCGGUCUAAGGCGGCGCGUGGCGAGUGGCGAAGAAUGCUGACCUCGGAGGGACUACGCUGCGUCUGGAAUAGCUUCCUCCUAGAUGCCUACAAACAGGUGAAAUUGGGAGGAGAAGCCCCAAACUCCAAUGUGAUCCACAUAGCUAAUGGCGGCAGCAGCAGCAGCAGUAGCAGAAGAAAAAGUGUUGGUGGGAAAUAUGGAACCAAGUGCCACCUUCUGGACUUUGCCAAUUCAGAGCGCCCGCUGGUGGUUAACUUUGGUUCAGCCACCUGACCCCCAUUCACGAACCAGCUGUCGGCCUUCGGCAAGCUGGUGGAGGAGUUCUCAGGUGUGGCCGAUUUCCUAUUGGUCUACAUCGAUGAGGCUCACCCAUCGGAUGGCUGGGCCGCCCCUGGGAUCUCUCCCUCCUCAUUUGAGGUGAGGAAGCACAGGAACCAGGAAGACCGAUGUGCUGCCGCUCACCAGCUCCUGGAGCGGUUUUCCUUGCCAUCCCAGUGCCAAGUGGUAGCUGACUGCAUGGACAAUAAUGCCAAUGUGGCCUAUGGGGUCUCCUUCGAGCGAGUGUGCAUCGUGCAGAGACAGAAAAUUGCCUACUUGGGGGGCAAGGGCCCCUUUUUCUACAACCUCCAGGAAGUCCGGCUUUGGCUGGAGCAAAACUUCAGCAAGAGAUGAAAUCCAGCCUGAGAUGAGUAAAGUGUGUCAAGAGCCUUGUCCCUUUAAAGUGAUAUAAAAGGGAACAAAACACACGGUUUUACAAUAGGCCUUUCGGGGCCUGUUGCAGGAGAACAGGUUCAAUAAUAAGGUCAAAUGAAUGCAAGCCAGGAAAAAAAGAAAAAGAAAACAGCACAUAAAAAGAGAAUUGUGUGAGACCAUCCUACUCCUGCCUUCUUAACAGGGCAGAAAAGGCCACUGUGAAAAGUGCUGCUGCUGCGCAUGAAAGGUGGUGGGAUGAGAUUUCUCACCCAUCCUUUUAACAACAUGUUGACUUUAGGUUCAGAAGAAAGCACUGCUUCCUGGAAGGCGAUUCUGCGGAGAGGCAACCUCAUGUAUUUGAUCAGGGACAUCUCACUUUUCCAUUGAGGCCUGUAUAGGCAACUUGCCAGCAACCUGAGACCUUCAAUUAAUUUGCAUAAAAUGGAGUGGCUUAUGGCUGCCUUCCUUUUUUGAUACAGAGGUAUGACCCAGCAGAGACUACAAGAUCCACCAUGCAGUGCAAACUGGCUGCUCAGUUCAAGAUGAAACAUUGUAUGUGGAUUUUGGUACUCUCUCUACGGGCAGCCUCUCUGCAUAGUGUGUGUGUGUGUGUGUACAGUAUGCGCGUGUGCACACACUACACACACACACACACACACUCUUAGGCAUCUGUAUGUUAACAAUUAAAUUGGCAGCAAGCCACACCGUAGAACUCCAUAGGCUGCAUUUGGCUCUCAGGCUACACCUUGGUCACCAUUGUGAGACAAAGAAAGAGAGAGAGAGAGAGAGAGUGAAGGAAAGAGGUGAUGGGCGGGCGGGGGAGGGAGAAGGAUACAGACGAAAGAGUCUGCAAGAUCCUAAGAUCAAAAGGAGUGAGGGAGAAAGAAACAGAGAUUGUGUAAUAAAACUAUAACUUUUCACUUUGAAAAUUCAGAAAGUGGGAUUAUUUGUCACCAACACACACAGAUAUACACACACAGGGCAAGAGAGAAGAGUUCAGCUGAUGCCAGCCUUCAAUAUGUGGCACUGAAAAGAUGUAUUAAUCACUGCUUUUUUCUUUUUCUUUCUUAAAGAGAAACAGCAGAGACAGAGAGAAUUAGGGGUUAUUUUGUGUUUAGUUUUGUAAAAGUAAUUUAUUUCUUUUGACAUAGCAGGCAUAUUUUUGAGCAGGGGCAGGAGUUACACACCACUUUACCUCAUUGGAAUCGAAACCUGUCCAGUUGAUUACCCUGUUAAAGUGGUCAUGUUGAUUUUUGCUAUCCUAGAUGCCUGCAAUUAGUUUACAGCCAUAUUAGUUCAUUGGAAAGUUAAACAGUCUUUAGCUUCAGCAACUGCAGUUUCUGUUGGGCAGGAUAGCAUUUUGGUUCAUGUUUCAUUCUUCUUCUCAGAAGCCUUUGGGGGAAAAAAACCCAUCACACUGGCCUCACAGUCACCACCUUAUUUCUCUGAAGAAGUUAAGGAUGAACUGAGUGACUUAUCAAGAACAAUUGUAACAAAUGUUUCUCAAGAAUGGCUGAGGGGAAUAUUCUGAAGUAUAUUUAAAGAGACAUUGUCAUCUUGGUCUAGGCCUUAAGUAUGUUUAGGUUUUGUAAAAAAUUAAAGGAUUUUACAAAACCUAACACAAAUGGACAUGCUUCCAUUGUGCUAGUGCAUGAGAACUGGGAAGUGAAACUGACUAAUUACAAGAGUGAACCUGACCAGCCUAGUUUCACAGUCCAAGCUGAGAGAAAUGCAAAACAAGCAAACAGCAUAAAGUGGGGAAAAUUAAAGGAAAGUGUUAAAUCUCUUACCCUGCUAAUCACCUGAAAUGUUAGUACAAACCCAGGGAAGAACUUAAAAAAAAAAAAAGAAAUAUUUCUAUUUUACAGUGUCCCUUUAAUCACACUUGGCAUAUUUCUUUUUGUUUUGGUGUGAGUCAAUUCAGCUAAUGCACAUGGCAUUUUAAAAAAAAUGGAUGCAUACACAAACCCUGGUAAAGCAUCCCAGAGAAGCUGGUGGGGAAUGCAGUUCAGAGAGCCAAGUUCAGCUGAGUGGAUGGAAGAGCAUGCUACUCCUGUAUUUCAGGAUUUCAUAAUUGCACUAAGUAAUUUGUGAUGAGGGGUAAAAAAGGGAAGAUGACAUACACUGUUGUCUUCUUUAGGUAUAUAGGGCCAAGGUAUAUAGUAAGAGGUAAGAAGAAAAAAUUGAACAAUGGAAAAUUUAGGCUGAAUAUCCAUCUACUCCAAUGUCUGCCUUCUGGUAUAUAAGCCUGACUUCUCAGACCAUUCAGUGAAGUGAUCAUGACCUACCAAUUACUAUGGUAGAUUGUUACACAUUUCUAUGACUGUGUGGGAGAGCUACCUUAAACCUAUGAACACAGAAACAUAGGAAUUGCCUACUGGAUCAGAUCACUAGUUCAUCUAGUGCAGUAUCCUAUCUCUGAUAGUGUCAGAUGCUUUAGAAGAAGGUGUAAGAAUCCCUAUACUGGACCAUUCUGAAGUAAACUGUCCACAGGAGUUACUUGUUCUGAGCCACAGACAGUUAAUGAUUGGCUUGUGCCCUUAGAAGUUUUAUCCUUUCUAGUGUGACUACAGAUGUCCUCAUUAUCCAUAUAAAUACCUGGACCUUUUUUGGAAUUCUAUGAAGAACCUGAGCUCAAUUAUGUCUCGUGGCAGUGAUUCCUUUUAUCAAAUUUGUUGCCUUUCAAUUUAAUUGAAUUUCCCCUUGGUCUUGUAUUAUAAGACAGCGUAAAUAGGGGCACCCAAUUCUCCUUCUGUGUGUCAUUCAUUAUUUUCUAUACUUUUGAUGCAAGUCUUAUUUGUGUCCUUUCUAAACAAAACAAUUCUAAUCUUUCAGUCCCUCAUAUGGGUCCAUAUCUCUCAUAAUUUCCUCCCAUUUCUGGACUCCUUCUCUUUUUGCUUAACUACUUUUUUCAGAUAGGGUGACGAGAGCUGAAAACAGUAUUCCAGAUGAAAACAUUCAGUGGGUGUAUAUAAUAAUGUAAUAUUUUCAAUGUUAUUUUCUAUUCCAUUCUUCAGGCAUCCUAAACUUUAUCAUUCCAUAACUGCUUCAGGAUAUAACCCGAUGUGCCUUGUAAAGGUUAAAUCUUUCUUUCUUUCUUUCUUUCUUUCUUUCUUCAAUCUGGGGCUUUUAGCAUUGUCUUAGUUGUCUGUCUGCAAAAUGCCAACCCAAGUGUCUAAUAUGACUGUUGAAACAUAUCUUAAGAUCACAAGAAGGAGUCCAAAUUAGUAACUCCAAUACUCCUUUGCAUAGCUAAAGUCACAGUAAUUUUGCAUAGCUUUUUUUCUCCUUUUUGGAUUUCUACUAUUUUGUCCCUCUCUCAUGUGUGGGUGUCUUGUUAUUCAUAGAUGGGUUUUCAUUGCACAGCAAGGGGAUUAUAAAACUGUCUUCUGUAAAUAGACAAUCCUCAAGGAUCAGAACUUUCUUUCUUGGCAACAUCAAUUCCUGACCCUGGCCAAAAUGCAAAGAUGCUGGCAACCUCUGUGGUUAUCAUGACAAGGAUACAUUUUGUAAAUUCUUUUGAUCCCUCCAGAAAACAUAUGGCAAAAAAAGCAGAGGAGAAUAUUUUCAAUAGAAAAGAAAUGAUCUUAGAGAAAAAGAUGUUUUCUCUUUUGUAAGUGAUUAAUAGAAACAUUAAAUACAAUUCCUUUAAUUUUUUGGUGGUAUAAAAGAAUACAACUUUUAGAAAAGGUUUAAAAAUUAAUGAAAUAAUGUCACCAUUAAUUAUACAAAUAGACACAUAUGGGUAAGAUUAACUUCUGCAGUUAUGUUAGUAGGAUUAAAAAAAUUAAGACUAUCAAUCAUCAGGCUUUCAGGAUGUAAACUGAUUGCUAGGUAGAGUCAGGAAGGAAUUUUGCUACUAACAUGGCAUAAUUGGUCAGGUGCAUUGUGAGGUUGGGUUUCCCUUUUUCUAUUUCUUUACACAAGGCAUUUGCUGGACCAGAAUAACCAUAGUUUAUUCCAGUAUGGCAAAUCUUACAUUCUGAAGUUGAACAGAAUUCACAGAAGAGGCUAAUGCCUGAAAAUAUUUCAGAAAGUCACCAGACAGAUAGGGAAUGCAGUCCUGUCCCUUGGCAGUAGCUGGAGAUUAACUGUUUUUUUAAAUAUCCUAGCAUGUCUGCAAAGUCACUUUGGAUCUGAGUCUCCACAGAUGUUUGCCUUAUAUUAUUAUUUAGCCCUGUGCAAAAUAAGUGUAAGUGACACCACCAGAAUGAUAGCUUUUUGCUCCUCCUUUGCACUUGUGUAAAUGAUGACACAAGGUGAAAGGCAGUGGAGAAUCAGGCCCAGCACAUUUAAAAAGGAAAAAUGCAUGGCAAAAUGUAUGUCACUGAACAGCUGCGCUAAGGACUUCAAAAAGCUAAAGGCGAUUAUUCUUCUGAAGGUUGUCUAGAUGGAGAGAUCCACGAAGCUUCUUAAAAAUGUCUCAGUGGUGUGUGUGAGACCUUUAUAUGUUGUUGGGUGUAGGAUUAAGAUUUUUAACACAUACAUUCAGUACUAUAACCAAAGCAAUAAAAGAGGUAUCAGGUAGGGAAUAAUGGCCAGUUUUGUUCGACUCUACACCAUAUCAAUGCAUGACCCAUAUGCAGCAAACGACAGGCCUGAAUUCUGGGCUGUACAGAUGGGGGAUGAGGGCAAGGCAGGGAUGCUAGUGUGCUCAUGAAGACCGCUAACAAAAGAGUAACUAACUCCGUUGGCGUUCAGAUGCCAUCACACUGGCAUUUCUUUCUGCGUUUUGCUAUCUCUGUUUGGAGGGUCUGCUUGAUGUCCAUUCCUUUGAGUACUGUGGGUAGAGAUGUGUUUGUGUGUUUAGGUGUCAAAAAUAUACUUCAUAGGAGAACCAGCAAAAAUGUGUUAUAAUAUUGGUGCUCUGUGCAAUGUGUGCUUUUUAGACUUGUCUUUUUUUUCUUGUAUUUUAAUAAAAUCUAAAGGCAAAAAUA